UCUCCUCCUCCCUCCCUUCCCUCUCCACACCUCAAACCUCCAAACCCAUCAUCAUUUCUCCUUUCCAACGCCAAUUCCUAACAAUGGCACCAUCCCUCCCCCUCCUUUUCUCGCUCCUCCUCUUUGCCGCCGCAGCUUCCGCCGACGACUACGGCUGGCAAGGUGCCCACGCAACCUUCUAUGGAGGCGGCGAUGCUUCCGGCACAAUGGGAGGGGCUUGUGGCUAUGGAAAUCUAUACAGCCAGGGGUACGGCACCAACACCGCAGCACUGAGCACAGCAUUAUUCAACAACGGCAUGAGCUGCGGAUCAUGCUACGAAAUGCGGUGCGAUGAUGAUCCCAGAUGGUGCCUGCCUGGCUCCAUCAUCGUCACAGCCACAAACUUUUGCCCACCCAACAACGCCCUGCCCAACGACAACGGCGGCUGGUGCAACCCUCCCCUCCAGCAUUUCGAUCUCGCCGAGCCUGCCUUCCUCCAGAUCGCUCAAUACCGCGCCGGCAUUGUCCCCGUCGCCUUCCGCAGGGUCCCCUGUGCCAAGAAAGGAGGUAUUCGAUUCACAAUUAACGGCCACUCCUACUUCAAUCUUGUUUUAAUCACCAAUGUCGGUGGCGCCGGAGACGUGCACGCGGUGUCUAUCAAGGGAUCGAACACCGGAUGGCAAGCGAUGUCCCGAAACUGGGGACAGAAUUGGCAGAGCAACUCGUUCCUCAACGGGCAGAGCCUUUCAUUCCAAGUGACCACCAGCGACGGCCGCAUCAUCACCAGCAACGACGGCGCCGGCGGGAUGGCAGUUUGGCCAGACCUUCGAGGGCAGCCAGUUCUGAUCUCUACUAUUACUGAUUAAUUGAGAGUUGUGAGCCAGACUAGGAGCUGUGGUUGCUUCAUAUUGUUUAGCACCCGCUGAGGCUUUUCUCAUUAUAGUUAGCUAUAACGUGUACCAAUUAACUAGAAAUAUUUAUUAAGGAUUUGUGUAAGUGUAAUGCGGUGGUGUUGGAAGGAAGGCGAGCCCGCAUGGGCAUGGAGUUUCUGGAAAGGAGACUUAUGGUUCUCACAUGGGUGAUAUAAAUUUGUGCUUUGGACGGAUAUGUAAUAUGAUCCGCUGAUAAAGAUACUAUGGUUUGUUAGUCGUUACAAGGGGGUUUUCUUUAU
This is a messenger RNA of Phalaenopsis equestris, 1150 nucleotides long. Its product is annotated as expansin-A8-like. Gene Ontology annotation, cellular component: extracellular region. The record is from RefSeq and is a predicted model, not a curated record. Lineage: Eukaryota; Viridiplantae; Streptophyta; Magnoliopsida; Asparagales; Orchidaceae. Gene Ontology annotation, biological process: plant-type cell wall organization.